CAAUUAGAGAAACGAGCGUCACGCGAUGUUCGCGAAUUAAUUGUUUAUGGUGUAAUUAAAGACUCCGAAAAAAAAAGUAGAAACUAAACCUGAGACACAAAAACCUGAAGAUUCGGACGGCAAUAAAACGCAACCUUAUCAUGCGAUAAUAUUGAAAUGCAGUUUCUUGGCGACGGGCCGGUAAAAUAAAUCAAUACGCCGUUUCCCUUCCCUUUUGGUUUUUACUCACUCCUUUGAGAGAAACGCGAUAAAGACGUCUGUCUUUCUCGACGAACGAGUCUUAUAUAUAUACACAGACCUUCCAUUCACGCGGGUCGCAUUCACAACACUCGUUUGUUUCCACUUUCCAUCGUUUGAUGCGCUUGAGAAUAAAAUUACAGCGUGCAAAAAUAUUGCGCAGAAUUCGACAUAGAAUUUUUAUUUUUAUUUUUUUAAGUAAACUCGCGGCAAAAAUAACACGAGCGCGCGAUAUGAUCCGAGUGCAAUUUAACCUUUUUUUGUCAAAAAAAAACAAAAAAAAACGCACGAUUCGAGACGAGGUCUCGAUUUCAAUAAUUUCGGCGCNUUAACGAUACCGCUGUAGGUCAAUCUUGGCGUAAUGAGGUCUGAAGUAAAAGGACCCUCGAAAGCGCCAGCAACUUAGUUCAGAAACGGGACGGGAGAAGUAGAGUCAUUUCCUUAAGGCAACGCGUGUGCGGUUCCAGGCACCGCGUUGUGGGAACCGNUCCACCUGGUCCGACAUAGCGAUGGUCGCUUGUUAACCACCGCCUCCUCCAGUGUCGUUGCUCGCCAACACAAGCGAGAUGUCUAAAAACUGCAAUAUUAUUUAAAGUCCAAUAUAAUAAUUUUAUACGAAAACAUUUUUUUAAUGAAAGNUUUUGUUUUUUCUCGCGCUAGUUGGAGGUGAUGGUUCCGAGCUCCUCUCCUCUCGGUUANUUUUCAAUCGGUAAAUUACCAAAAAGCCAACUUGACAGUUCGCUUNGAGUUCGCUCUAAUUGAGAAAGUUGUUGGACGAAAAAAUGUCGGGCAAAUGUGUAUAAUCUCGCAAACACGUUAUAUAUAUCGCGAAGUUGCCCAACUCGCUCGCUCGGUCGGUCGCUCUCGCGCGCGCGGAAGCCUAAUCAGUUUUUGAAACACUCGUCACGAAAUCCAGAUGCACAAUUCGUACGAGUGUGUUGCGUAACGAAGCCGAGGAGAGGCUUUCCUCCUCGGCGCGAUAGCCAGUUUCUCCGCUCGGAAACAAAAACACGCGGAUCGAAGCGGUAGCGUCACGAUAUGUUCGCGCCGCCGUUGUAUCUAAUCUCCCCGCUGGAAGACAUGCAAUAAAUACCGUAAUCAGAAAAGGGGAUGUUAUAUUCGGUGCGCCGAUGCAUCGGCCUAUUAACGUCGUUAGUGCUAUUCGGAGUCUUCGAUCGAAUCGAAACGGUCUUUCCACGCGAAAGCAAAAAAAAAAAAAAAAAGAGAUCGCGCGGAGUGCGAGGAACGGGUUUUUUCGUUCACGCGCGUUAAUUGCCAAUUAAUUAAAAUCACCGUCUGUCUCAUCAGUCUCAGCUAAAUGAGAAAAAUCGAGAACUGAGGAACAAUCAUGCGAUCCCGAUCGCCGGUGUUUCUGCUGCUGUUCUGCGCUGUUGUCGCACUCGCGGCGGAGAUCAAGGAUUGCCGACCGGGUGUCAACGACGAAUUGAUCUGGGAAUAUGACGUCAGAAGACCGCACCGGACCGGUGGCUAUCAAGAAGUAGAAGCGGAUUACGGCCCGACGGACGUGAGGAUCACGUGCAUAAGGUUCCACUCGUUGUCCGAGGACGACAAUGGCGCGAUGUGGAUCACUUCCGGCGGAAUCGGACGGAAUUUCGUCAAGCUCAAGUUCAGAUCGAAGUAUUCGCGCGGGCUUCGCUACAGAGUCUUCGUUUACGGGCGGCCCACCUUUAGAAGAGUCUCGCUGAGAUCGCCUUGAUCUCGUUCCAAUCUUCACACAUACCUCCUCGCACACUCAAUGCGUUAUUUAGUACUUAAUGCGUCCGUGGAAGUUUUUUUCUGUAGAGCGAAUUUAAAUACAAAGUGGUUGUCAUUUAAAAAACAAAAAAGUGUCUCAUAUACUCAUGUUUUUUUUACUUUAAAGUAAAAUACCUUGAUCGCUACUUUGAACCGAGUUAAAAUAUAUGUAAUUCGCGUUUUUCAUAGGUCUCUUCCCCCGUCGCAGCGUGUCGCACGUAUUCUAAAUCGACGUUGUCCCAUCCGUGCAAUAAAACCGUGAAUUUAUUACCGCCGUAAUUUGGGACAUUCACCCUCGCGUGUCGCGACAAUAGACACAGUCACAGAAAACAUUUUCCUUCCGCGCGUGACAGGAGGAAACACAGAGAUUUAUCCAGUGAUGAAUUUCGGCUUUUUCUCUUCACAAAAGCAAUGAAAUAAAUCGACGACAAAUAUGUGACAUUUUACAUGUGUAAUAUUAAGCGAAUAUUAAGAGAAGAAUUUAAUUCGUUAUCUUGGAUUCGCACAAGCGCGAAUCAAAUCUCCGACGUUAUUAUCUCACAAAUGCUGUCUAUUUUUAUAUCUGGAACUUGUUUUAGAGAAGAUAAUAAUUUUGCGUAACUUUGCUUUUUUUUUUCUUUUUCAAUUCGAACGAAUUUAACAGAGAAAGCAACGAGCAAUCAGACUUUUUAAUCGGAAAUCGAGAAGAGAGUGUUAUCUCUCGUUUCAGGAAUAUGUGCCGUGUAACCCCAUACACACACACACACACACACACAGAUUUGUGGGCCAAAUUCCGAAGCUGACGUGACUGCUACGAUAAGCCCCGCGUCGAAGUUCACGUGGAAAGGCGCGGGGAAACAACCCCUUCCGGAUUGGAAAAGCAUAAUACGAGCGACAGGAGGUCGUACCAUCCGCGGAUUGCCUCCAUCGACAAGUAACGAAAGAAAUAUAUUUUUCCUGCGUGCAGAAAAUAAUUACGGUGACCGAACAUGCGAAACGAUAUCGGUCCGUUCUCCUCUUCUCGUAACGGGCAAUCAAAAGGGAAUGAAAGUUUAAUUCGGUUUCGCGUCAAGUCCGGAAGGAUUUUUUUUUUCUUUCUUUUAAAUUUCUUUCUCGUCGUGUUUUUAUCGAGAUGCUCGCGAGAAUCUGGGAUUACGGAGCGUGUUUCAGCGAAAUUACAGAAAUUCUCUUGUUUCACAAACAUUGUUCGCGCUCGCAAGAAAGUGAUUCAUAAUUUUAACUUGCGCACAAAUGUGCAAUUACGCAAAUAUAAUUACAAUAUGUACGUACAUAUUAUUUGCACGUCUGUUUGGCAUAUCGGCUCGUAUCGACCUUGACACUCAGUUGAACAAGCUUUGUAAAUUGUCACAUGUAAUUAAUUACUACGUAUGUAAAUAAAUUUACAAUUGUAUGUGUAAAUUGGUUUUAACAAAAUAAAACACAUGUGAAAAGAA
This is a messenger RNA of Pseudomyrmex gracilis, 3425 nucleotides long. RefSeq lists its product as uncharacterized. NCBI's taxonomy places the organism in Eukaryota, Metazoa, Arthropoda, Insecta, Hymenoptera, Formicidae. Bases 1586 to 1954 code for a protein of 122 amino acids. The record is from RefSeq and is a predicted model, not a curated record. The transcript is spliced from 2 exons.